AUGAAGUUUCUUGCGGCCCGCAUUCGUAAUAUGCACUUUCAAGUUGGAGUCAUUGAUAGGAAGGUCGUGUUCUUGCAAGGAUUUGAAAAUCUCGUCGCCCACAUUCUUACAAUUUUCGAAAAUCCAAGAACCCCGGAAGCUGAAAGUGAGUUGAUGGAGUCUAUCGACGGCUUGAACGCCUUCGCUGAAUCCGAAGAGUUCCAGAUGGCUUUCAGAUUUCAGUUAUGA
Molecule: messenger RNA, 228 nt
Organism: Caenorhabditis briggsae
Lineage: Eukaryota; Metazoa; Nematoda; Chromadorea; Rhabditida; Rhabditidae
Exons: 2
Coding region: 1-228 (75 amino acids)
Source: RefSeq, a predicted model, not a curated record